AUGUCUUCGGCAGGAUCUUCAUCAUCAUCAUCGGAAUCAUGUGAGGAUAUUAUUGAAAAUAUUGAUAUUAUCAUGAACGAUGUUUGUAGAUUUAGGAGCGUUGUUCAGAAAAUAUUCUCGGAUGUUAAUCCUCAUAAUCGAUCAUUCUUGAACGUGAGCACUCCUUUGACAGCAGGCUAUUCAGAGGUACCAGUUGUACGGAAUCAAAUCUCAACUCUUAUUCAAACUGCAAAAAUACAUUUGGAUAAUUUAAAGAAUAUUGAUGCCCGUCUAAAACAAAAGAAGACAGCCACUCGAGCGAUUUUGCUUGGAGAAGUGGAUAGAUCGGGAAUGGACAAGAUGAAAAACAAAAUUGAUGCUAACUUGCAAGUAAUUUCGAAACAUUUGGAAAAGAAAAGAUUCAAGGCUUAUGAUGCUGAAGAAUCAGAGGAGUUUGAGCCACCGAAGAAAGGAAAAACAUUGGUCUCUCCAUCCUCAAAGAUUCAAAAAAUUCUCCCCAGAGAUGAAUCUUCAUUCAAGGAUUGUGGUGAAAUAUUAGCAGAGCUAAAAACUGGACGAACAAGAGAUUUCUUUUCUAUGGUGGAUUUGGUUAAAAUCACCAAGACAAGUGACAAUUUUUCAUCAGCUUAUAUCAAACUUAGUGAGCUAUUUAUUGUAAAUAUUAUUUUCAAAGAUACCGUUCCUUUGCAAGCAACUGUAUUCUCUGCGGAUGAACCAAUAUUUGAAAUAUCAGCGUCGAAACAUAAACUCAAUCGACAAAUUAGUAAGAUAUGCUGUCAAGCAUUGGAAUAUUAUCGCUCACAUCCAGUAUACAAGAAUUAUCCAUUUCAAGCUUUUAUGAUUUAUUUUGCCCACUAUAGACGUAUCAUGACAGACAAGUGUGGAUAUUGUGACACGAUGAUGGCCCCACCAAACAUUAUGGAAUUACCAUACUUUAGGGAUUUUGAAACAACGAAAGCUUAUCACAUGCAUCACAUUCCAGUGAGUAGGCGUUUUGAUUUGGGACUUCCUGGUACUGAAGAGUACAAACCAAAAGAUUCCACAAAGAAAAAUUCCACCACAACAUCCAGUGGCAUUAACACACCAAUGAGUGUUUCAGCAAGUCAAACGCCAGUUCAAACAUCCAAGAUGGAUGUGACCAGUGGGGCUGAAGAGUAA
Messenger RNA from Naegleria fowleri, 1158 nucleotides. RefSeq lists its product as uncharacterized. Gene Ontology annotation, biological process: regulation of transcription by RNA polymerase II. Gene Ontology annotation, cellular component: mediator complex. The transcript is spliced from 3 exons. Lineage: Eukaryota; Heterolobosea; Eutetramitea; Acrasida; Naegleriidae. The record is from RefSeq and is a predicted model, not a curated record. Gene Ontology annotation, molecular function: transcription coactivator activity. Bases 1 to 1158 code for a protein of 385 amino acids.